Messenger RNA from Recurvomyces mirabilis, 915 nucleotides. RefSeq names its product Peptidyl-prolyl cis-trans isomerase B (gene CPR2). The record is from RefSeq and is a predicted model, not a curated record. The transcript has 4 exons. Gene Ontology annotation, molecular function: peptidyl-prolyl cis-trans isomerase activity. Gene Ontology annotation, biological process: protein peptidyl-prolyl isomerization; protein folding. Lineage: Eukaryota; Fungi; Ascomycota; Dothideomycetes; Mycosphaerellales; Teratosphaeriaceae. The coding region runs from base 1 to 915 and encodes 304 amino acids.
AUGGCCAACUUCCAGCGAGUCGCUAUCAGCGCCCUGCUGAUCCUCACCUUCGCCUUCAUCUUCUUCGCCCAGAAUGUGUCCGCCCAGAAGGGUCCCAAGAUCACCCACAAGGUCUACUUCGACAUUCAGCAUGGCGAUGAGGAUAUCGGUCGUAUAGUCAUGGGUCUCUAUGGCAAGACUGUGCCAAAGACCGCUGAGAACUUCCGUGCCUUGGCUACUGGCGAGAAGGGCUUCGGUUACGAGGGCUCUACUUUCCACCGUGUGAUCAAGCAGUUCAUGAUCCAGGGAGGUGACUUCACCAACCACGAUGGGACUGGCGGAAAGAGCAUAUACGGUGCCAAGUUCCCAGACGAGAACUUCAAGCUGAAGCACAGCAAGAAGGGCCUGCUCAGCAUGGCCAACUCUGGCAAGGAUACCAACGGCUCUCAGUUCUUCAUCACCACUGUCAUUACCUCGUGGCUAGACGGCCGCCACGUUGUCUUCGGCGAAGUGCUCGAAGGCUACGAGUUCAUAGAUAAGAUCGAGAACUUCCCGAAAGCAGCUGGCGAUAAACCAGCAAAGACGGUGAAGAUUGUGAAGAGUGGUGAGCUUGAGGUUCCAGACGAAGGUUUACCUGGGACCGCCGAGGCCGUGGGAGUGUUGAGCGAUGAGGAGACAAUGAGUGGUGCGGACAAGCAUGUGCCGGAAGCAAAGGAGAAUAUUGGCGAAACACACAAGUCAUCGUUGCAAGAUCAUGCUGGUGAAGUACUUGCUGAGGGUGGUGACGGGUCUGUGGAAGGCUUGUCGUGGCUCAUGAAAAUCUUCCUGGCAGGUGUAUUGCUUGCACUGUGCUACGCCUGGGUGCAGUACCAUGGGAAGCGCAGCAAGACUUUCGCUGGUCGCAAAGGGGCCUACGAGACGGGCGGCCUAGCAUAA